AUGGCCUCAAGCAUGAUGAGCCCCUUGAAACGAAAGGCUGAUGGAACGAAAAGUCCUCCAGCCAAGGCUAAGAAAGCGAAAAUUACGGUGCCACAGUAUCAUUUGACGCCAUCAAGACACAAUGAAUCGGGUGAAAUUGUGUGGCCUGCGCGACAGGAGCAAAUUGAACGUGCUAGAGAGAUAAUCAGAAGAUGUGCUGACGCACGCAAGCCGACCGUCGUAUUGCCAGACAAGGACGCCGAUGGACUGUCUUCUGGGGCCAUAUUGUUCCAUACCUUGACUAUGUUGGGUCUUCCAGCUGAUUCGAUUACUAUUUACUUCCCACCAAAAGGUUCUAAUGUGCAUGACGACAUCACGAAAGAGACCAUUGCUACCAUGUCUCCUUCCUACAUUUUUGUACUUGACCAAGGCAGUAGAAAAUCUCCUCCCAUCAUUGAUACACCACAUCAGUGUCUCAUUAUAGAUCAUCACUUCGCAGAUGAAGGUGGUUUCCCCCAAGGCGCCGAUUACGUUACAGCGCAUGACUGUCCACCGGUUGCAACAAGUGCACUAUUGACAUUCAACAUUUGUCUGCCGUUGCAUCCAGAUUUGAAGGACAAGAUUUCAUGGCUGGCUGCAUUGGGUACGCACGGCGAUCUAGGCAGUACGAUCAAGUGGGAGCCCCCGUUUCCAGACCUUACUGCAAUAUUCAAACAGCAUCCGAAGAAAGCCAUCAAUGAAGCAGUCGCACUCGUGAAUGCACCCAGACGAUCAGCAGCAUACAAUGUCAGGGACGCUUGGGACGCGGUGAUAGAUGCAGGAGGCCCAAAAUCUAUCCUCGAGGAUACGAAGCUGCACAAAGCAUCAUCUGAAGUCCGCUACGAAACGGAGCGAUGCACGCAUACCGCACCGAAGUUUUCAGCUGAUGCCACUAUUGCUGUGUUGACCAUAUCCUCGGCGGCACAAAUCCAUCCCGUUAUUGCGACUCGCUGGGCAGGUCAUCUCAAGUCGAACAAAUUGGAGGUAGUCAUGUGCGCGAAUGAAGGUUAUUUGCCAGACAAGGUCCACUUCUCUUGUCGCGUCGCUAGGGUGGCUCGAGGAAGGGAAGACGGUCAGAAGGUCGAUAUUAUCAAGAAGCUCGAAAAUAUCGUAGUAGAUGACCAAGGUCUAAGAAAAAGACUUGGAGAGAGCUUUGCGCGUGGACACAAGGAAGCUAGUGGUGGAAUCGUAGGCAAGCAGGAAUGGGAAGAACUUAAGAAGCUUAUGGGACUUGACGAUAGUGCAACAAAGAAGAAGAAGUUGGAGACCGUUGCGAAGAAGCCAAAAACUUCACAAAAGAAUACACUGUCGAACUACUUUGGCAAGUCUGCGAAGGUUAAGGAUGCUUGA
Plenodomus lingam JN3 is the source of this 1368-nucleotide messenger RNA. RefSeq lists its product as uncharacterized. The record is from RefSeq and is a predicted model, not a curated record. Lineage: Eukaryota; Fungi; Ascomycota; Dothideomycetes; Pleosporales; Leptosphaeriaceae.